Messenger RNA from Anthostomella pinea, 639 nucleotides. Lineage: Eukaryota; Fungi; Ascomycota; Sordariomycetes; Xylariales; Xylariaceae. The record is from the annotation of a GenBank genome assembly.
AUGCCCACCACCAUGCUUCCCACGAUCAUUGUCCUGGGCCUCUUCGCCUGCCCAGGCGCAGCCCAAUGCACGCGAGCCCUGCUCACCGCAGCAACAGACAGCCUCCUCGCAGCCCAAACCGACGGUGCCCCCGACACCCUCGGCACCGCAGCCGGGCUGACCUACCUCGAACAAUUCAAGCCCGCCGAUUUCACGACAGGCAUCCUAUCGAUAGCGGUACACGUCGACUUCAACCGCAGCCUGCACGACACGAUGCAGUGCGCAACCUACACCGAGAUAAUCGCCGCGAGGAACACCACGCACCCCUACGUCAUCGGCGCGCAGAUGCACAUCGGCGCCGACGACGGCCAGAUCGCCAACAUCAGCACCCUGGUCACGGACGCCGGCGACUGGCUGUUCAAUGCCACGGGCACGUUGUACUGGGCCUCGCGCGAGAAGUGGGAGCCCAUCCCCGAAGACCGGCGGGAUAGUCGCGCAGUGAUACAGGCGGCAGCGGACGCUUAUGCGGAUUUGUUUGAUGAUAAGACGGUUGUGGUGCCGUGGGGCUCACCUUGCGCGAGGCUGGAGGGGGGCUCUUAUACGGGGUCUGGGGCGGCGAGUGAUCGGUGUGAUGUUGGGAUUCCUGACGGUAUAUUCUGA